UGUUUUCAUCUGUGUUGUGUCCAAAUUAGGGACCGAAGAAGGAAUGCUUGGACUAAGCUCUCCAAACUAUCACCGUGUCGCUAGCGAUGGGGUGGCAUUAAUUUUGCACUUCCUGUAUCUUUUCAGCAGUCGAGAUGAGCAUCUAGCUGACAGUGUAAACUCGUAUCAACUGGUGCUGGAUAAGCUAGGUCAUAAACCGGCAAAAAUCUACGCUCAUCUGCAGUUUGUAGCAUCGAUCGUAGCCAAUCAUUACAUGUCCCUGUGUGCCGCGGAUAUAAUUCUAGAAUAUCUUGUAGUAAUGUACCAGCUACCGGAUCUUGAAGCUCUCAGUGCCAAAUGGAGACGUUGGGUUGCUCUCGGGUCCAACUGCCUUCUUACUAUGCUCAACUGCUACAAUCCACACUGGACAACUAUCACAUUUGCCGUCUACGCCAAGUCCCUGUUCAUGAGCUUUUGGAUGACAAAAAUCUGGUACAACUUCGAUCAAAUAAGGACUAUUUUAGAACGAAAUAGCCUAUCUGCAAUCACCUUACUGCUAGCGAUGGUUAUUCUAAUCACAGUUCUAGUAGCCACCAAAGAAUGUCACUGUUUCUUCCGGAUGUAACCUCAGCAAAUCAAACGAUCCUACUUCCACUUUUCGAACAAAUCAUAGGACUCACAGUUCCCGAAGCACCUCUGAUGGUAUGCUGCUAUUACGCUGGAUCACUCAAUAUGUUUUACAUAUCGGAGAAACCUUGCAUCGAAGCAGCCUAUGCCGGACAGCUCCCAAAACCACUUGGCCUCUGGAAUUGGAAAGCCUGCUCUCCGGUGAUAUUUUUGUUGACGAGAUGUACCGUUUCGAUAAUCUCAGCA
Molecule: messenger RNA, 852 nt
Organism: Uranotaenia lowii
Lineage: Eukaryota; Metazoa; Arthropoda; Insecta; Diptera; Culicidae
Exons: 2
Coding region: 44-604 (186 amino acids)
Source: RefSeq, a predicted model, not a curated record